Molecule: messenger RNA, 1350 nt
Organism: Gasterosteus aculeatus aculeatus (three-spined stickleback)
Lineage: Eukaryota; Metazoa; Chordata; Actinopteri; Perciformes; Gasterosteidae
Source: RefSeq, a predicted model, not a curated record
GAGUCUGCAGCAGAAGCCCGAACACACAUAAUAGAACAAAGUAGCCCUGAUAGAAGAAAGUAGGCUUAUCGUCGUCAAACAGGAAACCUCACAAACAGGCCACGCCCCCGUGUUUUAUACCCCCGCAGCUGGAUAAAGACUCGCAGACUACGAGGAAACUCAUCUGUAAUAAGAAGGUGGAGAGAUGGCAGCAGAUAAGCUGAAAAAGGUGAGGACGAAGUUUGUGGAAAAGGCCAGUAUGUCACUGAUCAAGCAGCUACUGGACGACCUCCUAGACAAUGGCAUCUUGAAUGAUGGCCAGAAAGACUCAAUAUUGGAGGAGAACGGGACAAAAGCAGACAGAGCACGCAAUCUCAUCGACGUGGUGAAGGCAAAAGGAAACAAAGCCAGCGAAAUACUGAUCGCUAGCCUUGAGAGUAGAGAUAGUUCUCUCUUCUCUGAACUGGGUCUUUCCUCCGCUCAAACUGCUCCGCCGGCUGCGGAGCCAAAGCUGGAGCCGACGUGGUCAACCACACUCCUUCACACCACCGACGAUUUCUGCAGUAAACUGAGUAAUAGAGAUAUUUACCCUGCAAGCAAAAAUUCCAUUAGCAAUCGUGUGGCCCUGCUAAUCACCAACAUAAAGUUUACUUAUGAGAUACCGAACAGAAAUGGCGCCGAGAAGGAUGAGGAGAACAUGGAGAUUCUGAUGAAGGGACUGGGAUACGAGGUGGUGAAACACCGUAACCUCACAGCAAAGGCAAUUGAUGAGGCUUUAAAGGAGUUCGCCAAACACCCCAAACUCAAAAAAACAGACAGCGUGUUGGUGGUUUUGAUGUCACACUGCGGUGUGGACUGGAAGCGUGAAAGAAAGGCAGAUGAGUUUCCCAUCGACAACAUCUACAAACACCUGGGCCCAGAGAAUUGUCCAGCGCUGCUGGACAAACCCAAGAUCAUCAUCAUCCAGGCCUGCAGAGGAGGUGACGAAGGAGCAGUGGUUGUUAGAGAUGGUGAUGGUCCAGCUUUGGCCUGUGAUGAUGCUGGUGAAGAAGACAUUGAGGAUGAUAAUUUGCGUCUUGUAAACAAAGAAAAAGACUUCAGUUCUCUUCUAUCGUGCACACCUGAUACAGUCUCAUACAGACAUCCAGUUAACGGGUCUUUUCUCAUCCAGUAUGUUGUUGAGGUAUUUAACACGUUCGCACGUGAGGAUCACGUCGAGGAACUUUUCAGAAAAGUCAUGCAACGCUUUGAAGAUUUUCCCAUUCAAAGGGAAAAACAGAUGCCGACCAAAGACAGAUGCACUCUGACAAAGCACUUCUACUUCUUUCCAGGCCUCUGAGGCAGGAGUCACUUCUUUCAUUUUAAGACAUG